CGGAAGUGCGGUUUGCUCCUGGGUUAGCCCAACCGACCAAAAAACUGCCGCUUCCGCAUUGCUUCCUUGUUUACUUGUUUUGGGGGAAACAUUUCGUUUAGAAGGAGUCCUUCUUUGACGGCAAACUCUCAAAAGACCUUCUCAGGAGCUUUACAUCUGCGCAGAUCCACGCCUGUUCGAGCUGUUUCCAUCGAUACGUUUGAUGGUGAAAGAUUAAUCGGGAGCCACAUUCAUUCCUCUGCUUCGUUCAGUUUGUGUUUGAAUGGCCACAGCUGCAGAGGAGCCACCAGGGCUUCAGAGCCACGCUGCUAAGGUAAAGAACGAGAUUCAACUGGAGCCCGAAAAAAUGUUUCUGCAGAGGGUCCGAGCAUCGGCUUGUCGCAGGCCAUGAAAAAAACCAUUGGCCAUCGUGGAAUUGACCCCACGGGAGAGACGACCUACAAAAAGACGACAUCGUCAGCUCUGAAAGGUGCCAUCCAGUUAGGCAUCACGCACACUGUGGGCAGCCUGAGUCAGAAAGCUGAGCGAGAUGUGCUGCUUCAGGACUUUGAGGUCGUAGAAAGCAUCUUCUUUCCCAGUGAGGGCAGCAACCUGACACCGGCCCACCACUAUGGAGACUUCAGAUUCAAAACAUACGCCCCGGUCGCCUUUCGCUACUUCAGAGAAAUGUUUGGCAUCCGGCCCGAUGACUACAUGUAUUCUCUUUGCAACGAUGCGCUGAUUGAGCUGUCGAACUCGGGGGCCAGUGGAUCUCUGUUCUAUGUCUCUAGUGAUGACGAAUUCAUCAUUAAGACAGUGCAGCACAAAGAGGCAGAGUUUCUACAGAAACUUUUGCCUGGAUACUUUAUGAAUCUGAACCAGAACAAGCGGACCUUAUUACCAAAGUUUUAUGGGCUGUACUGCGUCCAAGCAGCCGGUAAAAACAUUCGAAUUGCGGUCAUGAACAAUUUGCUACCGAAUGCAGUGCGAAUGCACCUCAAGUUUGAUCUGAAGGGCUCGACUUACAAGCGGCGAGCAUCAGCCAAAGAGCGAGACAAGGCAGUGCCCACGUACAAGGACCUGGAUUUUAUUCAGGACAUGUCCGGUGGACUCAUACUGGAGGGGGACAAGUACAGUGCGGUUUGUAAGACCAUCCAGAGAGACUGUUUGCUUUUGCAGAGUUUCAAGAUCAUGGACUACAGCCUUCUCGUGGGAAUUCACAAUGUGGAUCAGGCCUGUCGAGAGCAGGCCAGCGAAGAGGCAGUGGCAGUGGCCGGCGCGGCAGACCAAAGGAAGCCACAAGGUCAGAAGUCCCUCUACAGCACUGCUAUUGAGGCCAUCCAGGCAGAGGCAGGAGGUGUGGGGCCUUCGGAAUCAGAGGACAAGACGGGUGGAAUCCCUGCACAAAACUCCAAAGGCGACAGGCUGCUGGUGUACAUGGGGAUCAUUGACAUUCUGCAGUCCUACAGAUUUGUAAAGAAGCUUGAACAUUCCUGGAAAGCCCUGGUUCAUGAUGGGGACACCGUAUCGGUACACAGGCCGAGUUUCUACGCAGAUCGAUUUCAGAAGUUCAUGUGCAACACAGUCUUUAAGAAGAUGUUGCUGAGGACCUCCCCGUCUAAAAAGCGGCGGAUCAAUGGACCCGUGAAAAAAACAGCUGGCAGUGGGCCGUCGUUGUCAACCCAAAGCAGUGUCAACAACCCCCCCCCUUCUCUGCAACAGCAAAGCAGGGAGGACACAGAGGGAGACAACGUGACGCAUCCAGGUCGCCCUGACCUCCUCCCUCAGACGUUACCACCCAGCAAUGCUUCAAAUGCUUCCAUUUCCUCCUCCCUGGGAAGCUCUGGAUUCGCUACCAAAAGUGAGACUUUGGAAACAUCUUUGUCAGUGGGAGCAGCUGGAAAUGCCACACCUAGCAAGGACCAAGAGAACAGCACCCCCCUCAGAGCUCAGUUCCAGCUCGAAGAAAGCAUCAGCACCGAGGAAACCGCCACACUCAGUGACAUCAUACUCAACACAAGCAAAUGCUCGGUGUAAAGAGGCAACUUCAGACUCGAACUCCAAUAAACCAAAAAAAUUAACUUCGAGGAAAUGGCUCAAAUGAUGUUACCUCCUUGAUUUGAUUGAAGGUACCGUACUAAAGCCGCUUAGUGUGGGAUUUUAAAUGACAUCAGUUCUCGUUUUCUGCCCCUGGAAUCUCAGCAAAGUGUGUAAAAGUAUUGUUGUCCUCUGACACUAGUAAUUGUGGGUACGUUAACAUGGGUCGUGAACACUAUCAAUUUAUCUGUACGAGUGCCUGAAUUCACAAACAAAUAUUGUUCUUGGCCUUGAUUUGCUUGAUUAAGCCAGCCUUCAACAUAGUGUAACAUCAAGAUUUGUCUUUUGUUUGUGAACAAAAUUUCCCUAAUUCAUGCCAUGUUAUGUCUGAUUCCCUGUCUGUUUUUUUCUUUUAAAUGUGUUCCUCUUUGUGUUUACCACAUUACUUUGGAAAAUGUUAAAGAAAACUUUGCCCUGUAAGUCUCUUCUCAACCAAGACUCUGCAUAUGAAAGAUAUAGACUUAGAAACCUCUUUUUUUGUGUGUGUGUCAGAAGCGGCAGAAGCAUUUUUGGCUCUGGGAGUGUUCACUUCAACCUAUUUUGUCAAAAAUGUGUAACUUCUCUGUUUAACUCGUCUUCAGUUACAACCACUCCCACACUGAAUUAGAAUGACUGUUGGAAAUAAUGCCGUAGGAGAUUUCUUGCUUUUGCAUUUCAGGAGAGAAACUGAUUUUUUUAAAACAUAAUUUGUAGUUGGUACCAUCUAGUGGCCAUCAGGGGUAUUGCAAUGCAAGACAUUUCCAUGUUGGCUUCGCCAGCCUGUCUUUUACAUACAGCCUAUGAAACUACCACUCAAGAGUUUUUGAGUUUCUUGUAGGUGUUUGAUUUAGAUACUUUAACACAAAAUAUAAAUCUUGGGAUCACGCCUUUAUUAAACUUUUUUUGUUUGUUUGUUUUGGUGAGAAAUAUCCUUAUUCCUACAUUUACUGUAAAUAUUGGCCAUGAUGCUGGAAAAAGGUGUAACCCUGAGCUAGGAGUUUAAUUAAAUUAAGUUUUCUUAUGGAUAUUUACGACUCCAGAGACUGUGAAUCCCAAAUACUACCUUUAAUCUUCAAGUUGGAACAGUAUUUAAAAAGGUGAAAGUUUUUAAAAAAAUAUAUAUAUAAACACAUCGAAUGCAUAAGGUCAGAUGUGACAGACAGCGGCUGACUAAUGACCCAGACAAACUGUGACUGGUGGCCACAUGUUGGACUGUAUCUUUCCUUUUCUGUUUCACAAGGUUGAGUUUUAACUGAUAUUUUUUUGUAGCGACUCAUGCUACAGACCAAACAUGGAAAGAGGUCUCUCACCACCCAAAUGUCAGGGACCAAACAACAUGCAGAGACCUUUUUGCAAACUGGAACAAUCAUUUUGUUUUUCAUUAUAAUUCUCUCUUAUGUAGAUCAAAUGUUUUUUGUACACUUUAUUUGUGCAUUGUUGCUAGGAUUAGUCAAAAGUUUUUGACCAAUUUUCGUGAAUUUACAAUGUUUUACCAGAGGUUUCUUGCCCUGAGAAAAAUGAGGCUUUAGAGGUAGAUUCUGAUCUGGAUCGCAGAUUUUUUUUAGCUACACCCUUAACAGAGGCAUGCAUUUGCAGAUUUAUCUUUUUCAUGCUAAUGGAAAUAUCAUUACAGUAGCAAAUGUUAGCAGUUUACUCAGAUGUGAUUACUUUUCACAUCUUGUGUGACCUUGUAUAGUGCCUUUUCGCCCUAAAAAGAUAUUACCAUAGCUCUGUGGAGUGGGCUGUCGCAGUCCUGAGGUAAACACUGCCCUUAUGAAAGUUGUGGAGUCAAUUUUACCUUAUAAGUAUGUCCGUCUUGAUACAACUUCUUGAUGAUUUUGGAAGCAGUGUUUGAACAGUGAUAAUUCCAUUAUUUUGUCCCUGCUGUUUAUAUAAGCGAGGCUGGCUUAAAUAAGAAAACAACAGCAGAGUGUACAUAGGAAUCACACGCACAUGUGAUUCAUAACACCUAAACCAAGCAGCUCGAUAUGUGGCUGAUGUCACAGGAAUGCAAGCACAAGUGCUCUCUGGCAGCCUGCCCAAGUUGGAUUUCCUCAUUUUGUUUAUAUGCGUAUUAAGCAUACAAUAUUUUAAAUGAAAUCGCACAAAAAGAGCACGAUGAGGAGUGACGUGCUGCAGCAUCGAAUACGAAGACUUGCUUGAGCUUUUCUGUCUGGGCUCUGACAAGCUGAGGUUUGUAGGUGCAGGAACAACACAGUAAGCAGUCCUGUGCUCUGUUUCUUUCAGCAAGUCACAGUCUUAGCACUAUUUUUCCCUGGUUUGCUGACACUAUGUGAUAUAGCCAUAUAAAGUAGGACUUUUUCUUAGCCUGAUUUAUGUUGGCUUGCCUGCAGCACCUACUGGUCAGUCAUAUUCCCUGUGGGAAGAAGGAUUUUCUCUCCUUUCCUUACAAAAUUCUGCACAUGUGGACCUCGCUUAGGUGUACCUUAACUGUAAUAAACAACAGCCACUUGAACAGGUUUUCAUCGUGUGGGAGAGUUUUCUACAGAGUUAGUUGUAGUGAGGCUUGAUCACUUUGAAUAAGAGUCAUGAGACAGGCCCCAGCUGUCUUACAUUAGCUUGUUUUCUUCAGGAAUACACGGUGAUGGCUGCCUGCUGUGUCAAAAUGGGGGGGGGGGGGAUAAAAGAAACAAACUGGUAGUUAAUUCAAGCCAGUUUCAGAAUUGGUGUUCGGUGUUUUAACCAGACGCACCGGUUGGACCACGCUGACUUCGUCAAGUGUCACAGUUGUUUGAAAUCACAGAAAUGUCUUAGAUAGGAUUUACAUUCUGACAACAAGAAAGAAGUAGGCCAUUUAAAAAGCUGCCUGAUCUAUGCAGCAAAAUCUUUGUUUACUCCGUACGUGUUUGUCUAAAUUAAUAAGCUGUGCAAUAUAUAAAAGGUUUAUUAACAAACAUCCAACCAAGGUGCAUUAUUUGGCAACUCCUUCAUCACUUGUUAAGGGUAUGGAAGCAGUAGCACACGCAGCCUAUGAACCAAACCUGUAAAUAAAGUGAUAUUUAUUGUGAUAUUUAUUGCUUUAGGUUUUUUUUUCCUCUUUUUUUCCCUCCAAAAAUGUCUGUUUUUGGUGGCAUGGGGCUGAUAUUGGGUCGUUCUCUACACAGCACAACACGUUUGUAUCUUAGGCAUUCACCUGUGAGAUUAAAACCUUUGUUUUAUUGUGACUAUUAUUUUUAUCAUUUUAACAACUGUUAAAUCUCUUAUUUCAUUGUGUAUUUGUCUUUCCUGGUCUUCUGACUUGUGCACAUUAGACAGAUACACAUGUCUUUAUGCAACCAUCACAGCAAUGCCUUUUCACUGAUUAUGAGUUUAUUUUUCUGCAUCUUGCUCUUUUUGGGGCUUUCAUGUUUUGUACACAUGUACCUGAAGUCAUUAAAAGAAUUUAAAAAAA
Messenger RNA from Menidia menidia (Atlantic silverside), 5467 nucleotides. The record is from the annotation of a GenBank genome assembly. NCBI's taxonomy places the organism in Eukaryota, Metazoa, Chordata, Actinopteri, Atheriniformes, Atherinopsidae.